AUGCUUGAAAAUUUGGAACAAAAGAGAUCUGUCAAGUUCAAAAGCAUAUUUCGUCAACAAGUUGACACAAAUCAAUCCAAUUUCAGUCGCAAAUCAGCAGCGCAUCUAGAGAUUUCACCACCUAUCCUUCAACAUUCAACAAGUAUCUUUUCGUUGGUCUCUCCAACAAGAACAGCAUUUCAAACAUUUUAUAAUGACAGAAACCAGAAUGAAAUUCCUUAUGAACUUUAUCAGCCGUUGUCUUCACCACCGCCCAUUCCUCAACAAAAAAGUCCUUACUUAACUACCAACACAGCUAAUUCAGUCUCACCCUCUCCACAUCGUCAAUUGUCUAAUGUUACGGCUAGCCAUAAUGCCAGACAAAACUUUGGGCGUCCUAUGCAUCCUUUGGAAGUAUCUCAACAACAACAACAACAACAACAGAUUGGAAGAUCUAUCAAUAAUCCAAUGCGCCAUGUGGAUGCUCGUCGUACUCUUGCAAGUGACCCAAGAAUGCUUGUCGGUAGUUCUGAAAAGAAAAAGAGUAACCGCAGACAUUCCUGUUCAUCCACCAUGUACAAGUCGGUUGAAAAGGAAGCCAACAACAACAACAGCAGCAGCAGCAGCAAAUCUCUCUUACGAAAAGGACGUUGCAGUAGUAAAGUAGGUACAUGGUCUCCUUCUGCUGCAUCCAUUGAGCCUUGUGCCAGCAAAUCUACACCGCAUAAAGUCAAGACAUACAAUGUCCCAAAGAAGACAGAGGACAUUGAGAAGGAACGUAAAAUGCAAGAACUGGAGGACCUGAUCACUGGUCGUCGUGGAAGCACAUUGAAGCUUAGCUUGACGCCCAAGGGGCUUUCAUAA
This is a messenger RNA of Mucor velutinosus, 843 nucleotides long. RefSeq lists its product as uncharacterized. Bases 1 to 843 code for a protein of 280 amino acids. Lineage: Eukaryota; Fungi; Mucoromycota; Mucoromycetes; Mucorales; Mucoraceae. The transcript has a single exon. The record is from RefSeq and is a predicted model, not a curated record.